Molecule: messenger RNA, 2154 nt
Organism: Chenopodium quinoa (quinoa)
Lineage: Eukaryota; Viridiplantae; Streptophyta; Magnoliopsida; Caryophyllales; Amaranthaceae
Product: pectin acetylesterase 12-like
Exons: 11
Coding region: 431-1675 (414 amino acids)
Biological process (GO): cell wall organization
Cellular component (GO): plant-type cell wall
Molecular function (GO): pectin acetylesterase activity
Source: RefSeq, a predicted model, not a curated record
GUUUCUAUUUUUAAUUUUGUUAUAAAUAAAUUAUGUCAUGCGCAAAAUUAUAAACACACUAGCAACAGUACCAAGAUCCUCGCUUAUUACUUUCUCUGUGUCUGACUCUCUCAGUUAAAUCUACCCUAAAACACGGAUCUAUAUAGAUUCCCCAUUUUCAUUUUUUAUUUUUUAUUUUAAUUUUUUAUGUAAUAUUCAUUCCUUACUUCACUCAAAAUCCUACUCAAUAAAAACAUUCACACUUAAAACCAAUUAUUUUCUUGUCAGAAUCUGGAAAUAUUUUUUUUUUCAUUCAUUGCAAUAUAAUUCUGAUACAUUUCCAUUUCUGGGUAUUUCAUUGUUUUGGAUUUCUUUUACUGGGUAUAAAAAUUGGACCUAUUCUGUUAUACAAGUACAUUUUAAUCUAUCAAUUAAACAAAAAUUUUGGGAAAUGAUGGAUUUUGGGAAAUGGGUUUUUCUGGGUUUGGUUUGUUUUGGAACAUUUUUGGUUUUUGUUGAAGGUUUUGAUUAUGCAAAUGUGAGUCACAUUUCAUUUUUGGAGUCCUAUGAAGUUUCUGCUGCUCCUCCUCAACCUCUUAUGGUUCCUCUUACUCUUAUCAAUGGAGCUGAUUCCAAGGGCGCUGUCUGCUUGGACGGAACAUUGCCUGCUUAUCAUUGGGAUCGUGGAUAUGGAUCAGGGGCAAACAGUUGGCUUAUUCAAUUAGAGGGUGGAGGUUGGUGUAAUAAUGUUAGAACAUGUGUCUACAGGAAAACGACUCGACGUGGGUCAUCUAAAUAUAUGGAAAAGCAAUUAGCAUUUACAGGAUUAUUAAGCAAUAAGGCAGAGGAAAAUCCAGAUUUUUUCAACUGGAAUAGAGUAAAGCUUCGAUAUUGUGAUGGUGCUUCUUUUGCUGGGGAAGGCCAAGACGAGGCCAACCAACUAUUUUUUAGAGGUCAACGCAUAUGGUCUGUUGCCAUGGAAGAAUUCAUGGGGAAAGGAAUGCGUAAUGCUGAUAAGGCUCUUCUUUCUGGAUGUUCUGCUGGGGGUCUAGCAUCCAUAUUGCACUGUGAUGAGUUUGGAGACUUGUUCUCAGGACACACCAAAGUGAAGUGCCUGAGUGAUGCAGGAUUGUUUAUGGACGCAUUGGAUGUCUCAGGUGGACACACUAUGAGGGAUUUUUACCACGGCGUGGUGACUUACCUGGGUGUUGGAAAAAAUCUGCCUUCUUCCUGUACUAACCACAUGGAUUCAACUUCGUGCUUUUUUCCUCAAAAUUUAAUCACCAACAUCAAGACACCAUUAUUCAUUCUCAAUGCAGCUUAUGAUGCAUGGCAGGUUCAAGCUAGUUUAGCCCCAAGAACAGCUGAUCCUCACCACUUAUGGGAUCAAUGCAAAAUGAAUCACGCACGUUGUUCUGCAUCACAAAUCCAAUUUUUCCAGAGAUUCAGAACUCAAAUGCUAAAUUCACUGAAGGGUUUCUCAAGGUCUAGAUCAAAUGGGCUAUUCAUCAAUUCAUGCUUUGCUCACUGCCAAUCUGAGAGGCAGGACACAUGGUUUGCGGAUGAUUCCCCAGUUCUUCGUAACAAGCCUGUGGCGAUAGCUGUCGGUGACUGGUUCUUUGAUCGAUCAGCCAUUAAAUUCAUUGAUUGUGCAUACCCUUGUGACAAUAGUUGCCACAACUUGAUAUUUCGAUAAUGAGACAGAUUUGUCUCCUCCAGUAGCUUCAUCCCCUCCAGUAGUCUCAUCCUACUUAUUGAUUCAUUACAACAUAUCUUUUCUGUUAUCGCUGCUGCACAUUGAAGUCGUCAUUGUAAUUUGACGCUGUUCAUAAUCAGCAAUAAGAUCGAGGUUUUAUUAUGGGAGCCUAAAAUUUUGGCUUCUCAAUUUGUAUUCUUAGAAUUAUUGCCUUCAUAUUUUCUACCAGUUUGUUUUAGUACUCAUUAAUUAACCAAAUUCAGGCGUUAUGUCAGAAUCUGUAGCUUGUAUCAUUAAGAAUUUGAAGCUUCAACAAUUUGUUGUGUAAUAUCCAAAUCAGCAAAGGAAAUUCAGGGCCAAAUCUUAGGCCAUUAAAUCUACAUGUUAUACAGCAGGAAUUCUCUCUUUUGCUGUUCUUGUAAAAGCUCGGUAAGAACUUUAGGGGAUCCUUUUCUAUUGAGGAUAUAUUUUGUGGGAAA